AUGGAAACUGAUGAUGCAUUUAGAAUAAGCAGUGCAAGGCUGAGCAGUGCACGUUUGAGCAGCUCGGACAUAUGGAGGAAUAGUGGGAAGGAGAUCUUCUCAAGGUCUAGCAGGAAUGAGGAUGAUGAGGAGGCUCUGAAAUGGGCUGCAAUUGAAAAGCUUCCAACUUACUUGCGCGUUCGGCGCAGCAUUUUUGCCGACAAAGAAGGCAAGAUAAGAGAAGUCGAUGUCGAGAAUCUUGAUUUGAUGGAGAGGAGGAACUUGUUGGAGAGGUUGCUGAAGACAGCUGAGGAAGACAAUGAGAAGUUCUUGUUAAAGCUGAAGCAGAGAAUUGAGAGAGUUGGACUGGAUUUUCCUACGAUUGAAGUCCGAUUCGAGCAUCUAAAUGUCGAGGCUGAAGCUUAUGUUGGAAGCCGAGCUCUACCCACAAUCUUUAAUUUCUCUAUCAACAUGCUUGAGGGGUUUCUCAACUAUUUUCACAUCCUUCCUAGUAGAAAGAAGCCAUUACCAAUCCUCAAUGAUGUCAGCGGAAUCAUUAAGCCUCGCAGAAUGACAUUACUUCUGGGGCCUCCAGGCUCUGGAAAGACCACGUUGCUUCUAGCAUUAGCAGGGAAGCUUGGCAGAGAUUUGACUCUUUCAGGAAGAGUCACGUACAAUGGACAAGGGAUGGAAGAAUUUGUACCGCAGAGGACAUCAGCUUAUAUAAGUCAAUAUGAUCUCCAUAUAGCAGAAAUGACUGUUAGGGAAACUUUGGCUUUCUCAGCCAGGUGUCAAGGUGUCGGACCCCAUUAUGAUAUGCUAGCAGAGUUAUUAAGGAGAGAGAAGGAGGCAAACAUCACACCUGAUCCUGAUAUAGAUAUCUUUAUGAAGGCAGCAGCACUGGAAGGACAGGAGACUAAUGUUGUCGUCGAUUAUAUAAUCAAGAUACUAGGACUUGAAAUCUGUGCCGACACAAUAGUGGGAGAUGAAAUGAUACGAGGCAUCUCUGGGGGACAAAAGAAACGAGUCACAACAGGGGAGAUGCUAGUCGGACCAGCCAAAGCACUCUUUAUGGAUGAAAUAUCAACUGGUUUGGAUUGUUCGACAACAUUCCAAAUAGUGAAAUCACUCAGACAGUCCAUACACAUCCUCAAUGGGACUGCUCUAAUAUCCCUCCUCCAGCCUGCGCCGGAAACUUAUGACCUGUUUGACGAUAUCAUCCUUGUCUCGGAGGGGCAAAUUGUUUACCAAGGUCCCCGAGAAAACGUGCUCGAGUUUUUCAGACACAUGGGUUUUAAAUGUCCUGAAAGGAAAGGAGUAGCUGAUUUCUUGCAAGAACUGACUUCAAGGAAAGAUCAAGAGCAGUAUUGGGCGAAUAAGGACACACCUUAUAGGUUUGUAACAGUCAAGGAAUUUUCCGAAGCAUUUCAGUCGUUCCCCAUUGGUCAGAAACUAGGUGAUCAGCUUGUGAUCCCAUUCGACAAGUCAAAAGGCCUUCCAGCUGCUUUAACAACUAAGAAGUAUGGGGUGAGCCAGAAAGAACUGUUGAGAGCUUGCAUUUCAAGGGAAAUUUUGCUAAUGAAGAGAAAUUCAUUUGUCUAUUUUUUCAAAAUGUUCCAGCUUACCCUUAUGGCUUUCAUAACAAUGACGGUGUUCCUACGGACUGAGAUGCACCGAGAUACCGUGAUAGAUGGUGGGAUUUAUUUUGGCGCUCUCUUCUUCACUGUGAUCAUUAUAAUGCUUAAUGGAUUCUCAGAGCUUGCCAUGACCAUCAUGAAGCUCCCAGUCUUCUACAAGCAGAGAGACCUCCUCUUCUUUCCUGUGUGGGCAUAUUCGCUGCCCACAUGGAUCCUGAAGAUUCCAGUCACCAUAGUAGAAGUUGCUAUUUGGGUGAUCAUGACUUACUAUGUCAUAGGCUACUAUGACCCUUACGCUGGAAGGUUCUUCAAACAGUAUUUUCUGCUACUAUGUCUACAUCAGAUGGCAUCUGGAUUAUUUCGACUCAUUGCGGCAUUGGGAAGGAAUGUGAUAGUGGCAAAUACUUUUGGAUCAUUUGGAUUACUUGCUUUUAUGGUCUUGGGCGGAUUCAUCAUAUCAAGAGAUGAUGUUAAGCCGUGGUGGAUAUGGGGUUAUUGGAUCUCCCCAAUGAUGUAUGGACAGAACGCAAUGUCUGUAAACGAAUUUCUCGGAAAGCAGUGGAGACAUAUUCCUCCUAACUCCACAGAACCUUUAGGAGUUUUGGUCCUGAAAUCCCGCGGAAUUUUUCCUGAAGCACGUUGGUAUUGGAUAGGAGUAGGAGCAUCGAUUGGAUACAUUUUUCUGUUCAAUUUCUUGUUCACUGUGGCCUUGAAAUAUCUUGACCGUAAGUCUCUCACAAGGCAUUUACUUUUGGCAGCAAUUGGGAAGCCCCAAGCUGUACUAUCCAAAGAGACUCUGGCAGAGAAAAUCGCAAGCAAGAAUGGUGAGGUUAUUGAGCUAUCGUCAAGGAGCCAGAGGAGUUCAUCUGGUGAUGGGGCCCAAAGAAGCGUCACACAUAGAAAAUUGUCUACGAGAGUUGAAGGAAUAAAGGAUUCGGACCUGAAUAGGAAACGGGGAAUGGUUCUUCCUUUUGAGCCACUUUCUAUUGCUUUUGAUGAUAUCAGAUACGCCAUAGACAUGCCCCGGGAAAUGAAAGCUCAAGGUAUUCCUGAAGAUCGGCUGGAACUUCUAAAAGGUGUAAGUGGUGCUUUCAGGACAGGAGUAUUGACAGCUUUAAUGGGUGUCAGUGGUGCUGGAAAGACCACUCUAAUGGACGUGUUGGCUGGAAGGAAAACAGGUGGAUACAUCAACGGGACAAUCACGAUAUCUGGGUACCCAAAGAAGCAAGAAACAUUUGCUCGCAUAUCAGGAUACUGUGAACAAACCGAUAUCCACUCUCCUCACGUCACAGUUUACGAGUCAUUGGUGUAUUCUGCAUGGCUUCGGUUACCUCCUGAAGUGGACUCUAAGACUAGGAAGAUGUUCAUUGAAGACGUCAUGGAGCUCAUAGAGCUUACCCCGUUACGAGAAGCGCUAGUUGGGUUGACUGGUGUGAAUGGCCUCUCCACCGAGCAAAGGAAAAGGCUGACAAUUGCAGUGGAGCUUGUAGCCAACCCGUCAAUCAUAUUCAUGGAUGAGCCUACCUCUGGCCUUGAUGCCAGGGCAGCUGCUAUAGUAAUGAGAACAGUUAGAAACACAGUUGACACAGGGCGAACUGUUGUUUGCACCAUCCACCAGCCGAGCAUUGACAUAUUUGAUGCUUUUGAUGAGCUGUUUCUUCUGAAAAAAGGGGGAGAGGAGAUCUAUGUCGGUCCAACAGGCCAGCAUUCCUUGCAUCUGAUCAACUACUUUGAGGGCAUCAAUGGAGUUCCGAAAAUUAAAGACGGAUACAAUCCAGCAACUUGGAUGUUGGAGGUGACAACAGCUGCUCAAGAAGAAAUCCUUGGGGUUAACUUCACCGAAGUGUACAGGAGUUCAGAUCUGUUUAGGAGAAACAAAGCUCUGAUCAACGAACUGAGUACGCCUCCACCGGGGUCAAAAGAUCUCCAUUUCCCAACGCAAUAUUCACAAUCAUUCUUCACCCAGUGUAUGGCUUGCCUGUGGAAACAACACUGGUCGUAUGAGCGCAACCAGGCAUACACAGCAGUGAGACUUCUAUUCACAACUUUCAUAGCCCUGAUGUUCGGCACGAUAUUUUGGAACCUCGGCUCUAAAAGGAGAAACCAGCAAGAUCUCUUCAAUGCCAUGGGCUCAAUGUACUCGGCUGUCAUUUUCAUUGGAUUUCAAAAUACAAAGUCAGUUCAACCCGUUGUGGCUAUUGAGAGGACCGUCUUCUAUAGAGAGAGAGCGGCUGGAAUGUAUUCCGCUCUGCCCUAUGCCUUCGCACAUGUUAUCAUCGAGAUUCCCUACAUCUUCAUCCAAACUGUCAUCUAUGGAGUGAUCGUCUAUGCAAUGAUUGGGUUCGAAUGGACAGCCAGCAAGUUCUUUUGGUACAUCUUCUGUAUGUUCUUCACCUUGUUAUUCUUCACUCUCUAUGGAAUGAUGAGCGUGGCAGUGACGCCCAACCACAACAUAGCCACCAUAAUCGCUUCGGCAUUCUUUGCAAUUUGGAACCUUUUCUCGGGAUUCAUCGUGCCGCACACAAGAAUACCUGUCUGGUGGAGGUGGUACUCCUGGACAUGUCCAAUUUUUUGGACAUUGUACGGACUGGUGGCCUCGCAGUUUGGAGAUGUUAAGGACGUGCUUGACAGUGGCGAGACAGUCGAAGAGUUUGUGAGGAGUUAUUUUGGGUUCAGGCAUGACUUCUUGGGAGUGGUCGCGAUCGUGCUGGUCGGAUUGUCUCUCCUCUCUGGAUUCAUCUUCGCCUUCUCAACCAAAGCAUUCAACUUCCAAAAGAGAUGAUGCCGGUGCAACUGGAGAUCGGAUAGAACUUGAAUAUAAGUUCACUAGUUACACGACACAUAUGAGGAUCAAAAGUUAUUCUGAUGAAAAUGGGAUAUAGUUUUGUAGAUCACAACGACUGC
Molecule: messenger RNA, 4520 nt
Organism: Eucalyptus grandis
Lineage: Eukaryota; Viridiplantae; Streptophyta; Magnoliopsida; Myrtales; Myrtaceae
Product: pleiotropic drug resistance protein 1
Exons: 24
Coding region: 1-4398 (1465 amino acids)
Cellular component (GO): membrane
Molecular function (GO): ABC-type transporter activity; ATP hydrolysis activity; ATP binding
Source: RefSeq, a predicted model, not a curated record